Molecule: messenger RNA, 159 nt
Organism: Pan troglodytes (chimpanzee)
Lineage: Eukaryota; Metazoa; Chordata; Mammalia; Primates; Hominidae
Exons: 1
Coding region: 1-159 (52 amino acids)
Source: RefSeq, a predicted model, not a curated record
AUGUAUCGUUUUCGAUCACAGCUCUUCACGGGGAUUUCUGCUGCCGCCACCGCCCACUCUUACCCCCGCCGCUUCUCGACUCCGUUGUUAGCCGAAGACUCGCCUCUCAGCCGCCCGCCGCACAGACGCACGAGUAAAAAGUGCAGCUCCAUCGGCUGA